AUGCAGCCGAGCCGCCCGACCGCCGAGCCGCCCAGCAGCCGAGCCGCCGAGCCGCAUCGCAACCGAGGCGUUGCCGCCCGUCGGCCUGCCCGGGACCGCCCCACUUGCCUGGUAAGAGCAGCGUCUCUGCCACUGCACUGCUCUGCCCCACUAUACUCACUCCCUGUCUACUACUUCACCCGGCUCCCUGACUCUCUCCGCGAAGUCAGGGACCACUUCCUCUCAAUUUGCCCCACCACUCUCACCGUUGACCUCCUCGAGAAGGCCCUCCUAGCGGUAGAGAAGAGCAUAGUCGCUGUAGGAGCCUCUCGUGGUGACCCUCGCACCCCCGUCUUUGAGGGGUGUUCUCCCUCCCCCCUCUUGUCCUCUAUUGCCUCUACUGCUGCGGCCGACCUUGUUGGUUUCGAGUCGGUCGGCGCUACGUCUACCCUGAGCGGGAGACGCCGCACCGGCAAGGGCAAGGGGGGCAAGGGCGCUGGAGGGGUUGGCGGGGGCGGUGGAGGUGGUGGUGGAGGCAGUGGAGGGAGUGGGGGUGGUGGUGGGAGUGGUGCCGGGGGUGGCGGCGGCGGCGGCAGCAGUGGAGGCGGCGGAGGCGGUGGUGGUGGCGGAGGGAGCGGAGGAGGCGGAGGUGGCGGAGGAGGCGGAGGUGGAGGAGGCGGCGGAGGCGGCGGGGGCGGUGGCGGCGUUGGAGCGGGUCGCGACUCUGCGCAGAGGAGUGGCUCACGUGGUGGUCCGCGCCAGCAGGAGCGGAGUGGUGUGACCCUGUCCCCUCAACAGCUUCGUGACUGGUACACUGCGCGUCACCGCGGUGGGGGUUUUGGUCCCUGCACUUACGUCAUCCGUACCGGCGACCGAGCUGGUGAGCAGUGCGGGGGCCCGCACUCCACCCAGCGCUGCUUCAGUCGCCUGACGGACGCGUGGCGUCACCAGUUCCAUGAGGCGUUAGAGAUCCCUCGCUGGGGAGAUCCGUCUAGGGCGGGGGUUGCCAUCUUUGAUCUUGACUAUGAUGCUAUCCUUCCUGCCAGGUAUUCUGUGACUACUAGUAUUGAGGGUGACUGUUACCUGUGUGUACCGCAUGGCCCGGGCAUUGAGGCCACUGCUCUAGGUGCUGGUGAGGCUGCUGCUCUAGGUGCUAGUGCGUCUGCUGCCUUAGGUGCCAGUGCGUCUGCUGCCCCAGGUGCCAGUGCGUCUGCUGCCCCAGGUGCUGGUGUGUCUGCUCUCUCAGGUACUACGUCGGCUCAGGCCUUCCACACCUGCACCCUUGACUUGGGUGCGUCCCGCUCCUUCUUUCGAGACCGCACCACUCUUACGCCGCUCAGUCGGCCGGUUGCAGUCUCCCUGGCACACCCCUCUGGGGGUCCUGUCCUUGCUAGCUUCUCCACUGUCUUACCGUGCCCAGCAGCCCCCUCUGGCACCCUGUCAGGUCUCUACCUCCCCUCGUUCUCUACGAACUUGGUGAGUGGAGCGGACCUACAGGAUAGGGGGGUUGACCUGUUCACUCAUGCGAGUCAGCGAGUGACCCACUGCACGUAUGCUCGGACAGGCCGACACUUGGCCACGUUCACCCGUCGGCCAGGGUCGAGCCUGUACACCCUUACUACUUAG
Closterium sp. NIES-65 is the source of this 1605-nucleotide messenger RNA. The record is from the annotation of a GenBank genome assembly. Lineage: Eukaryota; Viridiplantae; Streptophyta; Zygnematophyceae; Desmidiales; Closteriaceae.